UGACCUAGUGGUUAUUUCCUCUCAGUGGGAACUGACUUUAACAGUGUAAAUGUAGUGUAACUUCGAGCUAACGCUAGUUAUUUAGCCGCUGCUAUGGCUGAAAAUGUAACGCCCGCGCGCAGGGGAUUUCUGGACUUCAGUCCCGGCAAGAAAGACAAAGAAAACAAGGAAAACCAUCUCCCUGUUCUGAGUUUGAUCCAGUUUUCCAAACCUCCAUUUGUAAGUUUUGGUUUAGUAAAGUUGGGAACCUCGAAGUCGGCUUUACUGCGCAUCGAGAAUCCUACCCAGGAUGCACCGGCGGAGGUGACCGUGGAUCGACUCUCGUCCAGUAAAGGCUUUUCUGUGGACCACAAAACCUUCACAAUCCAGCCUGAAGGCUCGUUCAUACUGACAGUAACUUGGACUCCGACAGAUGAAGGGGGGGCCAGGGAGCUCAUCAUCUUCAAUGCCAAUGGGGUCCUCAAGCACCAAGCUGUCUUGCUUGGGAGAGCAGAAGCACAGAAAAAGAAAAAAAAAAGCUUAUGGGAUAAAAUCAAAAACAAAAGAGAUGGGGAGAAACUGCCCAGACAAAAAAACCCUCAAACACCACUGAAGAUGAAGGCCAGUAAAACCAUCCAAGUGUCUCGAAAUCAGCAGUACAAACGGGACAAUUCCCGCAGCCCACUCGCCUCAAUAAAUGAGGGCGUAGCACCCGGAGAGGGAGAUCUGUCCAAGCUUGGUCAAGUUGAAAAUGAAAUGUCACGGAAGACCUUGCAUCCGUAUGCUUUAUCUGUGCAGGAGAAUGUCGCCCAUGAGCAGAACUCGCCUGUAGUGCUGCUUGUCCCAGCCGGAAAGCUGAUGGGCUGUGGGAACCCACCUGUUAGCCCAGAUGCUUUGCUGGAUAAACCCGGGAACAAAAAUCUUAUCAAAGUGCUUAACAGGACACUGUCGCCAAUUGGAACGCCAGAAAGAUUGAAGACGCUUAUGCCUUUUAUUCAGACCAUUGAAAGCCCCAUUCCUACUGAAGAACAGGUGUGUUUAGAACCUCUAGUUCUGUCUGUGAGCGAUGCUCUGACCCUGAUUGGCUCUGACCUGGGCACCUUAAAUUCCAGUCCUCGAGACACAAGUUCUUGUUGUAGUUUUUCAGAUUCACUGGAGUCUAAGAGUGGCAGUAAGCGCUGCACGCGUGACAAAUACAUGCUCAAAGCAAUUCCCGUGAGUCCCAAACAAAGUGAAACAAACGAACCAAGACUCACAUUCUUUGUCAGAAAAAGUGGUUUGAGCAAUGUUGAAGCUGCUUCAGAGGUUGAUGAGCCUGUGCAAAAAGGGAAGAAGACUACUUUUACUUCUGCUACAGUGACAAAGUGCAGAGCAGCAGAGGAUGUCAAUCGAUCCAAUGGAAGGAAAAUAAAGAAAUCAAGGCGAAGACUUUUGGAGAACACGCUGGAGCUGUGUGAUGGCAGCAGUCAGAGCGAUUCUGGACCAGGCACUCCUGGACUUCCAGUCAUAGAUGUGGACUUGAGAACCAAGCGAGUGCAGAACUCUGAGACAUUCGGCUCCCCGUGUGAUGCAGGACACAGAGCCCAGGAGUCCAGCUCCUGCUGUUCAAUGGCAGGGCUUGAUGUCUCUCUUCCACCUGCUGCAUUUCCUGUCACUUCCUCUCCAUCUGCAGGACCUGGUCCCCUCACACUCCCAUCCGCUACUCCACCCCUCGCCGUCCACACUGUCAUGUUUACACUCACUGCUCCACCGCCUUUGGACCCUCCCUUUCCUCAGCAGAAACCAUCAAACUCAAAUGCGUGUGGGCCAAACGCCAGAGUUUCUCCCCCUGUGCUAGCAUCGUCACCCACGUCUGAACAACAGAACUUAUUCCCUGUUCACUUGGUAAUUAAGAACAAGAAGAGGAAGAGUGAAGAGUACAUGAGAAGCGACGGGAAGACAGAGGAUGUUGGGAAAACUGCGCGGGUUAAAAGGAGUCGGGUACAAGCUGGAAGAACUGGACCAAAUAGAUCGGCGCAGGAGAGGAGAGUAUCACAGAAACACCAGCAAAAAACAGCAGGAUCAAUCCGGUCAGUGUCUGCAUUAUCUUCAAAGUCUUCAGUCCCUGCCCAAGCCAAGCAGCUGGGCUCCAAACACUCCUCACGAGGUGGCCAGCCUCCAAAGUCAUGUGGGACGCCAUCUGUGAGGACGGUUAAAAUCGUUGCUGUAGCGCAGUCAAAGCUGACUUUUGUUAAACCAACACAAACAGCCAUUCCGAGACACCCGAUGCCGUUUGCUGCCAAGAACAUGUUUUACGAUGAGCGGUGGAUUGAGAAACAGGAGAGGGGUUUCACCUGGUGGAUCAACUAUGUGCUGACUCCAGAUGACUUUAAAGUCAGCACUGAAGUCACCAAAGUCAGUGCCAUGUCUCUCGUCACGGGCAGCGACAGCAAGUUUGAAGUCCCCAAAGCGCCAACCAAAGAGGAGAUGUCUUUCAGCACCUACACAGCUCGCUGUAAGCUGAACCGCCUACGUCGUUCAGCCUGCCAGCUGUUUACAUCUGAGGCCAUGGCCAAGGCCAUUCAGAGGCUGGAGCUCGAGGUGGAGGCCAAGAGGCUGCUCGUCCGGAAGGAUCGCCAUCUUUGGAAGGACAUAGGUGAACGACAGAAAAUUCUCAACUGGCUUCUUUCAUAUAAUCCGCUGUGGUUACGGAUUGGGCUUGAGACAAUAUUUGGCGAGUUGAUCUCACUGGAGAGCAACAGCGACGCCAUGGGCCUGGCCGUCUUCAUUCUUCAGCGGCUGCUCUGGAACCCAGACAUUGCUGCUGAGUUCAGACACCCUAAAGUUCCUCACCUUUACAGAGAGGGCCAUGAGGAGGCACUGUCUCGCUUUACUCUGAAAAAGCUCAUCUUGCUUGUGUGUUUCUUGGACAAAGCCAAAGAGUCCCGAUUGAUUGAGCACAACCCCUGUCUGUUCUGUAUGGAUGCAGAAUUUAAGACUAGCAAAGACCUGCUGUUGGCCUUUGCCAGAGACUUUCUGAGCGGCGAGGGGAUCCUGCCUCGACACCUCAGCUACCUGGGGUUACCAGUGUCUCAUGUUCAAACCCCUCUUGAUGAGUUCAACUUUGCUGUGAAGAAUCUGGCCGUCGAUUUGAAGUGCGGGAUUCGUCUGGUGCGUGUGUUGGAGGUCCUCAUCCAGGACUGGAGCUUAUCGUCGAAGCUCCGUCUGCCCACUAUAAGCCGCCUCCAGAAGGUCCAUAAUGUCGACGUUGUGCUGCAGGUGCUCAGACACAAAGCGGUCAGUCUCAAGGAUGAACACGGCUGCAUCAUCGAUUCCAGAGACAUUGUGGAUGGACACAGAGAAAAAACGCUGAGCCUCCUGUGGAAAGUCAUCUUUACGUUUCACGUGGAUGUUAUUUUGGACGAGCAUCAGCUGAGGGAGGAGAUCGGCUUCCUGAAGAGGUCGCUGAGGAUCAAACGGAGGCUGGCAGCUCUGAAGGCUGAUCGAGUCAUCCAGCCGAGUCCAGCAAAGACGACAGUUCUGUAUGAACACAGCAGUGUCAAGAUGACCUUGCUGAUGGGCUGGGCCCGUGCUGUGUGUGCAUUCUACAAUCUACAAGUAGAGAACUUCACAGUGGCCUUCUCAGAUGGCCGCGUCCUCUGUUACCUGAUCCACCACUACCACCCGGGUCUACUGCCGGAGCAUGACAUCAGCCACAGCACCACGCAGACCGUCGAGUGCUCGCCGAGGGGUCGGCUGGAGCUCAACUGCUCAUCCAGCGACUCGGAUGUUUCCUUUGACUCUUUGCCAAAAGGCCAAAAUGAGACAGAGUCUCCAGCUCUGCAGUUUAAAGAGCUCCUGGACAAUGAGAGCAACAACUUCAGAUUAGUUAACACCGCUGUGGCUUUCCUGGGUGGCGUUCCUGCCAUGAUCAACGUUGCCGACAUGUCCAACACCAUCCCGAAUGAGAAGGUGGUAAUGUCUUACCUGUCCUUCCUCUGUGUUCGUCUUCUGGACUUGCGUAACGAAACCAGAGCAGCGCGGAUCAUUCAGGGGGCCUGGAGGAAGUACAGGCUGAUGAAAGAUCUCCAACUCUAUCAGGAAAGAAACACUGCGGCCUUGAAAAUCCAGUUGGCUGUGCGGAAGUUUCUACAGAGACGCAGAGCUAAAAGGAAGAUUUGGGCGUUAAUCACUAUCCAGUCAUUCUGGAGGGGGUACAUGGUCCGAAAAGCACUGAGGCUGAACAGAGAAGCUAAACUCCGUGCUUUACAACACAGUGCAGCAACUGUCAUCCAAGCUAACUGGAGAAUGUUUUUGGCUUUGAGGGCAUACCAACGCCUCAGAUAUUACGCCAUUGUUGUCCAAGCACAGUGGCGAUUGCGGAUGUCAGCAGCUGCUUAUGGAAAAGUCCGCCGGGCAGCGGUGGUUUUUCAGAGGCGUUUACGUGCGUUGGCCCAUGCUAGACGACAGCGGGAACAUUAUCUUGCUCUCAGAAACGCGGUGGUGAAAAUCCAGAGGGGUUACAGAAGAUGGAAAUCUCGCAAAGCGGCGGUGGAGAACCGCGCUGCCAGAGUGAUACAAGCUGUGAUUCAGAAAUGGUACAGACAAAAAAUGACCACCAAACAUUCUGCUGCCGUCAGGAUUCAGUCUUGGUACAAAAUGCAGAAACACCGUCAUCAAUACAGAAAGCUGAAACGAAGCACUGUGCUCGUUCAAGCCCGCUGCAGAGGUUGUGUGCAGAGACGCCGUUUUGAGUUGAUGAAGCUGCAGCAGCGCUCGGCUGUUGUCAUCCAGAGUGCCUUCAGAGGACACGCUGUAAGAAAGCAGGUAGCACAGAUGAAGCGUGCUGCAGUCAUAAUCCAGCAGUGGUUUAGGGAAUCCGUGAAAACGCACACAGAAAGACGAGCAUUCGUUCAGAUGAGGUGCGCAGCUAUUACCAUACAGGCUGCGUAUCGUGGGAAAGUGGCUCGGGAGCUGCUGGCAGGUCGUCAUAAAGCAGCAACGCUGAUCCAGGCUGCCUUCAGGAGGUUUGCCACCCGAAGGCACUUCCUUGCUGUGAGAAAAUCCGCCGCCGUGAUACAAGAAGUGUACAGAGCCACACUUCUGGCUCGUAAGACAAAACAGGAGUAUGAUGCUCUCAGGAAUGCUGCAGUCAGUGUACAGGCGUGCUGGAGAGGGCGAGCUAGUCGGAAAAGGAUACGAAAGUGGCAUGAGUGUGCGACACUUAUACAGGCCUGCUACCAUAAGCACAAAGUACAAGCAGAGUACAGGUCAAAGAGGGCAGCCGCUAUAAUCCUACAGUGUCACCUCAGAGCGUACGUGGCAGGAAAAGUAGUGAGAAAAGAAUUUGUCCAGAUGAAGGCUGCUUGUGUUGUUCUCCAAGCAGGAUUCAGAGGCACAAGAGUCAGAAUAGAGCUGAAGAAAAAACGCCAGGCAGCAAUACGCAUUCAGUCUAAAGUGAGAAUGUUUUUGUGCAGGAAGCAAUACUUUCUCCUCCAAAGUGCAGCAAUUAUCAUCCAGUGUAGAUACAGGGCUCUCCUGGUGAGCAGGAUGCAACACGAUGAGUACAGACGGCUGAAGCAAGCUGCCAUAAAGAUACAAGCAGCCUACCGAGGAGUGAGAGCAAGACAAGAGUUACAGAAGAGGCACAAUGCUGCCACAGUAAUCCAAGCUGGGUUCAGGAUGCACAGAAUGCGUAUGGCUUACCUCGCCGCCAAGUGUGCUGCAUUAAUUAUCCAGCAGCAUUACUGGGCGAGAAAGCUAGGAGAUCAACAGCGACAGAGAUACAAGACUAUGAAGUGUGCUGCUGUAAUCAUCCAGGCGGCAUAUCGUGGGUACAGAGUGAGAAAGGAGGUUGCACAAAUGCACACAGCUGCCACAUUAAUUCAGAGAAGGUUUCUCGCAAUUCAGGAGAGAAAGCGAUUCCAAGCUCUUAAGGCAGCAGCUUUGGUUUGUCAGCAGAGGUACCGGGCAAAAACAACCCGCCUGGGCUACCUGUUAAAGCGCCGUGCAGUCACCCGCCUGCAGGCGGCCUACAGAGGAUAUGAGGUCAGAAAACAGUUGCGUGUUGAACGUACAGCCGCCGUAACGAUUCAGUCUCAUUUCCGAAAGUACCAGCAGAGAACUCACUACAUGAGGCUCCGUUGGGCGGCUGGUGUGCUGCAGACACAUUACAGAGCCCAGAGACAAGCGAGAGACGAGAUGAAAGCUUUCAGCGCAAAAAGACACGCUGCUGUUGUCUUACAAGCUGCUUUCCGUGGAAUGAAAUGCAGACGAAUCAUGAGAAUGAGACGGCAUGCUGCCUUUGUGAUCCAGAGAACCUACAGAGCUCACUGCCAACGCAAGAGAUACCUGGUCUUAAGGUCCUCUGUCCUCAACAUCCAGAGACGAUAUCGAGCUUCUGUAGCAGCCAAAGUCCAAAAGAAACAAUACAUGCAAGUACGCAGGGCAACCAUCGUACUUCAGGCAGCCUUUAGGAGUCAGCAGGUCAGAAAGGAAGUUGCAUGUUGGCAUCGUGCUGCCACUGUGAUUCAGUCGGCAUUCAGGAAGCACAGAGAGGAAGUAAAAUUCCAGGCCAUGCGCUGUUCUGCCGUUAUCAUCCAGAGAUUCUAUCGAGUCUGUGUCCUUCAGAGACAAGAGAGGGAAAAGUUCCUGAAAGCAAAACACUCUGCCGUCGUCCUUCAGGCAGCUUUCAGAGGUCAUCAUGUGCGACGUAACAUAGCCAAGAUGCACAGAGCCGCUUCUGUCAUUCAGGCAAACUUUAAGAUGCAUAAAGCGCUCUCGGUCUACAGAAGGCUACACUGGGCAGCUUGUGUGUUACAGAGAAGGUUCAGAGCUCAGACGCAGAGAAAUAUGGAGCUCAAGAAAUAUCAACACGUCAGAAAAGCUGUCAUCAAACUACAAGCUGCAUAUUGUGGCAUGAAAACACGGCAGAAUAUCAAGAAACACCACCAAGCUGCUGCUGUUAUCCAGAGAGCCUACAGAGCUCACUGCCAACGCAAGAGAUACCUGAUCUUAAGGUCCUCUGUCCUCAACAUCCAGAGACGAUAUCGAGCUUCUGUAGCAGCCAAAGUCCAAAAGAAACAAUACCUGCAAGUACGCAGGGCAACCAUCGUACUUCAGGCAGCCUUUAGGGGUCUGCAGGUCAGAAAGGAGGUUGCACAUUGGCGUCGUGCUGCCACUGUGAUUCAGUUGGCAUUCAGGAAGCACAGAGAGGAAGUAAAAUUCCAGGCCAUGCGCUGUUCUGCCAUUAUCAUCCAGAGAUUCUAUCGAGCCUGUGUCCUUCAGAGACAAGAGAGGGAAAAGUUCCUGAAAGCAAAACACUCUGCCGUCGUCCUUCAGGCAGCUUUCAGAGGUCAUCAUGUGCGACGUAACAUAGCCAAGAUGCACAGAGCCGCUUCUGUCAUUCAGGCAAACUUUAAGAUGCAUAAAGCGCUCUCGGUCUACAGAAGGCUACACUGGGCAGCUUGUGUGUUACAGAGAAGGUUCACAGCUCAGACACAGAGAAAUAUGGAGCUCAAGAAAUAUCAACACGUCAGAAAAGCUGUCAUCAAACUACAAGCUGCAUAUCGUGGCAUGAAAACACGGCAGAAUAUCAAGAAACACCACCAAGCUGCUGCUGUUAUCCAGAGAGCCUACAGAGCUCACUGCCAAUGCAAGAGAUACCUGGUCUUAAGGUCCUCUGUCCUCAACAUCCAGAGACGAUAUCGAGCUUCUGUAGCAGCCAAAGUCCAAAAGAAACAAUACCUGCAAGUACGCAGGGCAACCAUCGUACUUCAGGCAGCCUUUAGGGGUCUGCAGGUCAGAAAGGAGGUUGCACGUUGGCAUCGUGCUGCCACUGUGAUUCAGUCGGCAUUCAGGAAGCACAGAGAGGAAGUAAAAUUCCAGGCCAUGCGCUGUUCUGCCGUUAUCAUCCAGAGAUUCUAUCGAGCCUGUGUCCUUCAGAGACAAGAGAGGGAAAAGUUCCUGAAAGCAAAACACUCUGCUGUCGUCCUUCAGGCAGCUUUCAGAGGUCAUCAUGUGCGACGUAACAUAGCCAAGAUGCACAGAGCCGCUUCUGUCAUUCAGGCAAACUUUAAGAUGCAUAAAGCGCUCUCGGUCUACAGAAGGCUACACUGGGCAGCUUGUGUGUUACAGAGAAGGUUCACAGCUCAGACACAGAGAAAUAUGGAGCUCAAGAAAUAUCAACGCGUCAGAAAAGCUGUCAUCAAACUACAAGCUGCAUAUCGUGGCAUGAAAACACGGCAGAAUAUCAAGAAACACCACCAAGCUGCUGCUGUUAUCCAGAGAGCCUACAGAGCUCACUGCCAAUGCAAGAGAUACCUGGUCUUAAGGUCCUCUGUCCUCAACAUCCAGAGACGAUAUCGAGCUUCUGUAGCAGCCAAAGUCCAAAAGAAACUAUACCUGCAAGUACGCAGGGCAACCAUCGUACUUCAGGUAGCCUUUAGGGGUCAGCACGUCAGGAAGGAGGUUGCACGUUGGCAUCGUGCUGCCACUGUGAUUCAGUCGGCUUUCAGGAAGCACAGAGAGGAAGUAAAAUUCCAGGCCAUGCGCUGUUCUGCCGUUAUCAUCCAGAGAUUCUAUCGAGCCUGUGUCCUUCAGAGACAAGAGAGGAGAAAGUUCCUGAAAGCAAAACACUCUGCAGUCAUCCUUCAGGCAGCUUUUAGAAGCUGGCAGGUGAGGAGACAACUUGGUCAACAGCAUCGAGCUGCCACGUUGAUCCAGUCACACUGGAGAUGUUGGGUGCAGAGGCGUACCUUUGAGAGAAUGAGAUGGGCAGCGGUGACGCUGCAGCGGAGGGUUCAGGCACUGCAGCUUGGCAGGAUGGAGAGGCACAAGUACACCCGAUUGAGGCAGGCAGCCAUCAUUCUGCAGACACACUGGAGAGCCUGGAUCCCAAAGCAACAGGUACUAGAAGCAGUCAAGGCAGAGAGGAGGUGCCAUUUCACUGCCGCAGCUUUGCACCAUCUCAGCGCUAUAAGGAUCCAGCGAGCUCUGAGAGGCCACUGGAUUUUAGAGGCUGCGAAGAAACGGCUCCAUUUUGUCGUCACCAUACAGCGAUGGGUUCGAAUGAGGCAGCAGAGGAGACUGUACCUGGAAGAGAGGGCGAAGGUGAUGAUGGUCCAGAGAGCAGUCAGACGCUGGUUAACGCGCCGCCACAAGGCUGCUCGUGUCAUCCAACAGGCUGCCCGCAAGUUCCUUCACAUCAGGCGACAAAAGAGGAUUGAACGUGGAAUUAUUAAAGCUCAGGCUCUGUGGCGCGGACAUCGUGCCCGCCUCCUGAAUGACAAUCCCAAAGUUGUGAAGUUGAGGCAUCACUUGCGUAAAGUUUCUGCUGGAGCUCGUGACGAGGACAAGCUGUGCAACAAGACGUCAGCUGCCCUGAGCUACCUUCUUUGCUACAAACACUUUUCCUACAUUAUAGAAGCUCUUAAAAACCUGGAAACUGCCACCAGGCUCUCUCCAGAGUGCUGUGAGCGACUAGUUGAGAGUGGCGCCACCAACGUCAUCUUCACUCUCAUCCGCUCUUGCAACAGGAGCGGGCCGUCCAUGGAGGUCAUUACCCACUCCAUCCAGGUCCUCCUCAACCUCUCCAAGUACCAUAGGACCAUCCAGGCCGUGUAUUCUGUGGAGAACUCGGUGGAGACACUGCUGGACCUGUUGCAGAGGUAUCGGGAGAAAGCAGGCAAUAAGGUGGCGGAGAAGGGUGGCAGCAUCUUCACAAAGACCUGCUUCCUCCUUGCUCUCCUCCUGCAGGACAAAGAGCGCGCUGAGGAGGUUACAAAUAUGCCCAAGGCGCUGGAUCGGAUUCGAAGCAUUUACCGCCUUACUGUCCGUAAACAAAAGAUGGACACGGAAAGAAGCGUGAUGAUGCAGAAGAUAAACGCGUCCAUCAACGGGAACUUCUCUGUUCACGCCACGUCUCGUAAAUCCCGCCCUGCACCAAAGUUCGCACCAGAGUGGGUCCUCAGAAAGGACAAUAUCAAGGACAUUGUAGAUCCACUCAGGGCCAUUGAGAUGGUGGUGGGUUUUUUGGAAAUUAAAUUGUAAAAGGAGAAGUUUUUACAUUUAUAUUUAUCGUCUUAUAUAUUAUUCCUUUUCAAGGAUUUUUUUUUUUUGUGAUGU
Thalassophryne amazonica is the source of this 10083-nucleotide messenger RNA. It is a transcript of the gene aspm, whose product is annotated as assembly factor for spindle microtubules. The transcript is spliced from 26 exons. The record is from RefSeq and is a predicted model, not a curated record. The coding region runs from base 94 to 10008 and encodes 3304 amino acids. Lineage: Eukaryota; Metazoa; Chordata; Actinopteri; Batrachoidiformes; Batrachoididae. Gene Ontology annotation, molecular function: protein binding.